Molecule: messenger RNA, 3228 nt
Organism: Centruroides sculpturatus (bark scorpion)
Lineage: Eukaryota; Metazoa; Arthropoda; Arachnida; Scorpiones; Buthidae
Product: glutamate receptor 2-like
Exons: 10
Coding region: 1-1749 (582 amino acids)
Cellular component (GO): plasma membrane
Molecular function (GO): glutamate-gated receptor activity
Source: RefSeq, a predicted model, not a curated record
AUGAAUAUCAUUUUGCAGCAAGCUUUCACUCGUGUGUAUGAUGCAGUGUUAGCAAUUGCCAACGGACUUCACAAAAUUCUUUACGAAGAGAAAGUAUCUUUCGAACUUCCUACUUUCCAAAAAGGAAGUUGCGCAGAUUCUGUCAAUGAGUGGAAGUGGGGUAGAAAUUUGUUGGAAAGUAUUCUCAAUUUGAAUAAUGUUAAUGGAAGUUUAGGACCUUUAAAGUUCACGAAAUUUGGUUAUCAUUAUCUGACCAAUUUUGAUAUAAAAAAUCUUCAAGUCAAAGGUUUCGUUAAAGUAGGAAAAUGGUUAGAAAACGAAAAAAAAUUGAAAAUUAAUUCAGAAAUCAUAUUUCCUGGGCAAACUUCAAUACCUCCUAAUGAUUCUCAUCGAAAUCUUUACGGAAGAACACUUAAUAUUGGAAUAAUUAUAGCUGAGCCUUUCACAAUGAAAAAUUCGUAUUAUAAAGAAGGCGAUCCUAUAACUUCCAAAUAUGAAGGAUUACUCAUAGAUCUUCUUUUAAAAUUACAAGAAAUGCACGAUUUUAAAUUUAAAUUUUACGAAAUUGAACAAUAUGGAAAUGAAAAUGAUGAAACAAAAGAAUGGAAUGGGUUAGUUAGACAGUUAAUGGAUAAGAAAAUAGAUUUGGCCCUAGCUCCCUUGACGAUAUCUUGGAAAAGACAAGAAGUUAUCUCCUUUACAGCUCCUUACUACGAUUUAGGUUUGGCUAUAUUAAUGCCAAAAUAUAAUAAAAAAACUAACGAAAAUUAUUUUGCGUUUUUAUCACCUUUCGAAACAACAGUGUGGCUUACCAUUGCUGUGUCGGUGAUUUUUACUUCCCUCGUGCUCGCAAUAUGUGUAAAUUUAACACCAAAUAAUUUUAAAAAUAGAAGAAAGGAAAUAAGAAAAACAAAUCAAAGCGUUAGAGAUUCUUCUUGGGUCACUUUUCCACAAGCACUUUGGUGGAGCUUCUCGUCGCUUGUAUCCCCGGGAACAGAAUUUGAACAGAAAAACAAUCUUCCCGCAAGAAUUAUAAUGGUGACUUGGUGGUUAACUACGGUUAUUCUUAUUGCUGCAUAUACAGCAAAAUUGGCAGCAUUUAUGACAGUCCAGAAUAUGAAACAAGAAAUUAAUUCUUUGGAAGAUUUAGUGAAAUUGAAUACAAUUUCAUUUGGAACUCUGAAAGAUUCUUAUGUUGAAAACUUCUUCGCCAACAGUCACUAUGAAAUGCAUAAAAUAGCUUACAAAAUGAUGAAAAAUUAUAAUACGUUCAUAAACGAUACUCUCGAGGGCAUAGAAAGAGUUAGAGCAUCGUAUUAUUUACCAGAAGGUCACAAAGAUCGUUUUGCUCUUAUUUCUGAUUCUCCACUUGUGGAUUACGCUGCUAUGCAAAGGCCAUGCAAUGUCGAACGAGUUGGAAGACUUUUUGGAUUACAAAAUUACGGAUUUGGUUUGCCGAAAGGUUCCCCAUUCGAGAAACUAUUUACAUCAUCUAUUUUAAAGCUAAGAGAAGAUGGUUAUAUGGAUCUUUUGAAUAAAAGAUGGUUUAUUAAUAAUUGUCCAGAUAAUAUAAUAGGAAGCGAAGAACAUCAAAUGGAUAUUAAAAAUUUAUCUGGUGUUUUUCUGUGUUAUUUGGGAGGUCUAACUGCGGCACUUUUGUUCGUAGCUGUUCUGUGGAUAAGAGAAAUAACCAAGAGCAAGAAGAAAGUAGCUGUUUCAAGUAAUCCAGAUCGUAGUUUUAUAUCGUAAGAGGACUCUUGUGGAUGAAUAUCCUUCACUUUCCUUUUUGAAAAGAUCAGCAUUAAAUAAGAAGAAUAUAAAAAUAUUUUCUGAAUGAAUUCAGUACUAAAGAUUUAAAAAAUUGUAGUUGUUCUAAUGAAAUAUAUUUUUAUCGUACAAACAAAAAGAAAAGAAGAAAAUAAUAGAAAGUACUAUACAAUUUUCAAUAUGAGAAAAUAUGCAACUAAUAUUCAUCACUUGAUUUAUGUCUCUGAUUUUGUAUACUGCGCCUGUUUUUACUGACUCCGUCAACAUCAUUACCAGCAGACAACAAGGAGUAUUCUGCUGAUCAUUUGAAAAAUGUUUAUGCAAUCAAAUAUGACAAUGCUAUGCCAUUUUAUUUGUGUGUUAUACUUUUUGAAGAUAAGUGUUUGCAAUUCGGAGUUGUUCGAUAAAGCUGUUAUAUUCGAUUUCUCCCUCUUGGAAAAGCCAAUUACUACCUACAAAGCUCCGUACAUGUAGAGAAAGCGAGAAAGCAGACAAAAAGUGCAUGAGUGAAACGACUAGAUAAUAUAAGACAAAUGUGUUUUGAAGACAAACUUAUUUUUAAGUUACACUUAGGUGUUGCCGUUGUAUUCUACAACAGUUUAACUAGAUAAACUUUAAUUUAUAUCAUUUAAAUGUCACAAACGUCUACAAUAAUAAUUUUUAGUAUAUUAAGUGUUUAUCAUGAUAUUUUCCCAGCUAGACUGUAUUCAUAUAAAACUAUUGUGAUUUCUAUUUGAGUAUGCGAUUGCAUACUCAAAGAUUAUCCAAACUCUGCAUCAACCCUAGUAAACUGAUUACCAAGUCAAUUACCCAACAUACUCUCUAAUGUCAAUUGUAACCAACAAUCAACCAUUCUAAGGACUGAAGAGGGGUCAUUAAGACCCGAAAUGCAUUUCCUUUAAUAAAUCAACUGUUCCUUGUGUUAUGUGUUACUGAAGAAAGAAAACCAGUAGUUUUUAAUUCUUUAAAGUCUACAUUUUUGUAACCAGUAACCAGUAACCUAAUUAAAAACCAGUAACGGAAACCUAAUUAAAAAUAUUGUCAUUUAAACUUACUUAAAGGUCGAGGGGAUGGGGAGAUAGUGGGGAUUCGUAGGUCAUAUUCUGUGUGUUCAUAGCCUAUAUAAAUAAAUAAAAUACUGUCUACUAAUUCUUCUUCACUCAUAAAUGCAUAUGCCGAUUAUAUUAAACUUGCCAAUAGCUAUCAUCUUUUAUUACAACCGAUAUUAAUAAAGUGACUACUGUACUUAAGAAGUUAUGUUUACAAAUAAACUCUAGCAAGACUAAAAUAAUGAUCUAUAGCCUGGUAAGUGCACCAAGUUGCAAUACCUUUUUUUAAUUGAUAAUCGAAGAUUGGAAAUAGUUGACAGAGUUCAGGAUUUAGAUAUACAGGUAUACCUCGCCUUACGUCUGUAAUUGGUUCCAGGAGAGGCGACGUAAGUCGAAUUUACUUGUUUCCGAA